This is a messenger RNA of Anastrepha obliqua, 2265 nucleotides long. RefSeq names its product lipase 3. Lineage: Eukaryota; Metazoa; Arthropoda; Insecta; Diptera; Tephritidae. Bases 134 to 2197 code for a protein of 687 amino acids. The record is from RefSeq and is a predicted model, not a curated record. The transcript has 6 exons. Gene Ontology annotation, biological process: lipid metabolic process.
UGUACAUUUUUGGGCGCGUUUGGCGCGUAGCAGAUUAAUUUUUUUGCUUGUAAUAAACUUUUUUCGCGUUACACACACACAUACACACACUGUAAAUAACGAGCCAAAAUAAGGCAACGCCGACAAGACAACGAUGCUGAAAAGUGAAAAUACUUGUUACCGGAUUUUUGGCCUAUGGCCGUUAGCGUUCGCCUUUUUGUUGACACUGCAGCUACUCGUCGGCACCGCAGAAGCCUUCACUAUACUCUCGCCAUUCAGCUACACCUCGUUGAGUUUUAAGAAUCUAUUAAAUUCAGUGCUAUUGGCGAGUAAUGCGAAUUUGGCUGGCGGUGGGCGAAAUCUCAAAUCAGAUGUGCUGGAGGAUGCGUCACUGAUAACGCCGAAAUUAAUACGCAAGUACGGUUACCCAUCGGAGACGCAUACCGUUGUGACAAAAGAUGGCUACAUACUGGAGAUGCAUCGCAUACCGAAACGAGGCGCGCAACCUGUGCUGCUGAUGCAUGGCAUAUUGGACACAUCGGCCACAUGGGUGCUAAUGGGGCCCAAGUCGGGGUUGGGUUACAUGCUCUCCGAUCUGGGCUAUGAUGUUUGGAUGGGCAAUGCGCGUGGCAAUCGCUAUUCGAAAAAUCACACCAGCCUCAAUAGCGAUUACCAGGAAUUCUGGGAUUUCACCUUUCACGAAAUGGGCAAAUACGAUUUGCCUGCCAACAUUGAUUACAUCCUCAGUAAAACAGGUUACGAGCAAUUGCACUACGUGGGACACUCGCAGGGCACCGCUGUCUUUUGGGUUCUCUGUUCGGAGCAGCCUGCGUAUACGCAAAAAAUUCUAUCCAUGCACGCUUUGGCGCCGAUAGCAUUCAUAUCGGACAUGAAGAGUCCACUGUUUCGUACUUUGGUUGUGUUUUUAGAUUUCCUUACGGCGGCGACACGCAUGCUGCGCAUUACUGAAUUUAUGCCCAAUACAAAGUUGUUUGUGGAUCACAGCCAGGUGGUGUGCCAUGAUAAUGCAAUGACACAGGAUGUGUGUUCGAACAUUCUAUUCUUGGUAGCCGGCUACAAUUCGGAGCAGUUAAAUAAGACAAUGCUGCCCGUCAUGCUCAGCCACACACCUUCGGGCGCAUCCAUAAAACAACUCGAGCAUUUCGGACAACUCAUGAAAUCGGGCCAUUUUCGCAAAUUCGAUCGCGGCUACUUACGCAAUCAACUCGAAUACAAUCGCAUCACACCGCCCGAUUACGAUCUGUCCAAGGUGAAGGUGCCGGUAGCGCUCUACUACUCGAUGAACGAUAUGCUGGUGUCGACAACGGGUGUCGAUCGUUUGGCACGCGAAUUGCCCAAUGUGAUUGACAAAUAUUUGGUGCCCAUGGAGAAGUUCAAUCAUUUGGACUUUUUAUGGGCGAUCGAUGUCAAGUCGCUCGUGUACAAUCGCCUUGUAAGGAAUAUUCGACGCGUGGAGAAUUAUAAGCAAAAGCAAACGCAACAAAUCAAUGCGAGCAUACAACAGUUGAGUGCACAGUUGCAGCAACAGCAAAUACAACAACAGCAACAGCUUCAACAAUUACAACAACAACAACAACAGCAGCAAGUACAAGAGCAACAUGAACAACAACAGCAACAACUGGAGGCAAAACAUCAACAAAGGAGCUCAAAUAUGCAGUCGCGCCUAAAUAUUAACUUCCAUUCGAUUUCGAAUGCGAAUUUAAAUUCGAAUACAAUUGGCAGCGCUAGUCAGCGUGUAAAUGUGAAUGUGCGCCCAUAUAGUGCGCUACAUUCUGUCUAUGCAGCGUUGCCAAAUUUCAUGCCGACGCCAGCCACUGCGACCGUGGCAAUGCCAACGCUGGCGCCGCCACCUUCAGCACCAGCACAGCCAAAUGUCGAUACGAUUUUGAUACCAAAUUUUCACACGAAUCCGCCGAUUAGCACGAAUUCGAAUGUGAAUCAAGAUUCAUCUGUGAUAAUUACGAAUAUACAUCCGGUUUAUAAGCCUGAAGGGGACGGGGUUGGCGAUGGGGGUGUACAUGAGAAUGUAAGUGCAGUUGAAGAUGUGAAUGGGAACACAGAUGCGAAUUCCAUGUCUCAUUGGUAUGUGAAUUCGAAUUCAAAUUCGAAUACCGAAGUGAAUAUGGAGGACACUACGACUGUGCCCCUGCCCGAGCAUACGACUGUGCCAGCGAAUGCUGAAGAAGUGAAUGCGUGAAACGCAAAACGAUUUCCCAUAGUUUUAACUACACCUUAGUUAUGUGUAAAUGUUUUUUAAGUUUAUUU